Messenger RNA from Monodelphis domestica (gray short-tailed opossum), 3118 nucleotides. RefSeq names its product T-box transcription factor 6 (gene TBX6). Gene Ontology annotation, molecular function: DNA-binding transcription factor activity, RNA polymerase II-specific; RNA polymerase II cis-regulatory region sequence-specific DNA binding. Gene Ontology annotation, biological process: cell fate specification; regulation of transcription by RNA polymerase II; positive regulation of DNA-templated transcription. The record is from RefSeq and is a predicted model, not a curated record. Gene Ontology annotation, cellular component: chromatin; nucleus. Lineage: Eukaryota; Metazoa; Chordata; Mammalia; Didelphimorphia; Didelphidae.
CCUAGUAAUGCUUUCCUUUCUCAUAUAACAGUUUGAACAGGCUAUAAGCACGCACCCUCCAUCCAACUAUAGACAGGUUCAGCUCCGACAUUGACUAGCUGUGUGGUGACCCUGAACCUCAGUCUCCUUAUUGUAAAAUGGGGAUGGUCUUUGCACUGCCCACCUCAUAAAGUACCAUGGAAAUGAGUUAGUGAUUUACUAGCCUCAUCUGCCCAUCGAGCCUCAGCCUGUCCUUUUUGAAAAUGUCGAGGCUCUGGACCUGCCUUAAAUCUCCCAAAAGCAGCACCAAAGACUGGGGGAGGAGUGAUGGCACGUACAGCAUCUCCUCCCGCCUGGUGAACAUCUGCGUUGCGUGUUUUGGAGGCUACGGAGUCGGGACUACCGCUCCCAAGAAAAGUAGCGCUCAUUCUAGGCUAGAACGCAGGCUCCUGCUGCGCUCUGCCUCCCGGGAACUGUAGUUCCAAAGAGCCAGCCCUCCUUAACUGGGCGGAGUGGAAAGCUCAUGUGCUAUUUUUCCUGGGUAAUGUAGUCCCGCGGAGCAUCUGACUGAAGUCCCCGGGGCCCCCAACAUCCCCGGGUCCUGGGGAGGCUGCGGGGGUUCCCAAUGGACCACAGAUAGCUUCCCGAAGUAGCAUUCCAGACUACCGGGUUCCGAUUUGGGCCACACUUCGGGGAUCUCAGUGCUUUUCUCCAGCCUUUCUCCGGCCCUCACUAAGGGAGAAUUGGAAGAAGACUGUUUGGGGUCUCGGACUCCCGGCAAUCUGUUUCUUGCCCAAGACCCCGCCCCAAUUUCCGAAGGCCCCGCCCCUUUGCCCACUGGUCCCGCCUCUCAGACUCUCCCAGAUUCCCUCGUGGGAACCCCGAACAGCUGGCAGGAAGCGCCAAACUGCUGCCCCGGCUCAAGCCCCCGGGGAUCAAUCAGGCCGAGGAGUUAAUUAUGUAAUUAGGGAGUAGGGGGCCUAGGCUAAUGAAGUCAAGCCGUCGGGCUGGCUGGAGGGGACGGGGAGAGGGGGAGGGAGGUGGACUGACUUGUUGGACAUAUGGGAUUGGGGAGGGGGGGACCCAGGCAUUCCCGUCUGGGCCCCAUGGGCCGUCCCCCUCCUCCCCACCCCGACCUUUUCCCCCUUUCCUACAUCCUGCACCCCCAGCCCUGAAGGCCCCCGGGGGAGGAGGAGCUGUGACCAGGGGCCAAGGGGGCUGAGCCCUGGGCUAUAGCUAUAAAGGGGGUAUCACCUGGGCGGGUGGCUCAGUGCUAAGCAGACAGAACAGGACAGGAGGGGCCUGGAAUCCGCCCCAUGUACCAUCCCCGAGAGCUCUAUGCCCCCUUGGGGGCCAGCUACAGGCUUCGGCCCCCCCAGCCUGGGGGGGACAUUGGUUUUCCAGCCAGUCUGUCAGAGGGAUACCGUUACUCAGACCUGGACACCCCCAAAUUAGAUUGUUUUCUCUCAGGGCUGGAGGCUACUCCCCGGCCUCUGGCUGCUCCACCACCCUUGCCUCCAUUGCCCCCUCCUUUGGGAGGAGAGUCAACUGCUCCUGCCUCAGCUUCCGAGGCUUCCCGCCUGCUCCCAGGGGUCAGCCUGAGCCUGGAGAACCAUGAUUUGUGGAAAGAGUUCAACUCUGUGGGAACAGAAAUGAUCAUCACCAAGGCUGGGAGACGAAUGUUCCCUGCUUGCCGAGUGUCAGUGACUGGUCUGGACCCUGAAGCUAGAUACUUGUUCCUCCUUGAUGUGGUACCCGUGGAUGGGGCCCGAUACCGUUGGCAAGGCCGCCGAUGGGAGCCAAGUGGCAAAGCCGAGCCUCGACUUCCUGACCGAGUAUAUAUCCACCCGGACUCCCCUGCCACUGGUGCCCACUGGAUGAGGCAGCCCGUCUCCUUCCAUCGAGUCAAGCUGACCAACAAUACCUUGGAUCCACAUGGACACUUGAUCCUUCACUCAAUGCACAAGUACCAGCCCCGGCUACAUCUAGUUCGGGCUGCCCAGCUCUGUAGCCGACAUUGGGGUGGCGUUGCUUCCUUCCGAUUUCCUGAGACAUCAUUCAUCUCAGUCACAGCCUACCAGAAUCCUCGGAUCACACAACUGAAGAUCGCAGCUAAUCCCUUUGCUAAAGGGUUCCGGGAGAAUGGGAGGAACUGUAAGAGGGAACGGGAUGCCAGGGUUAAGAGGAAGCUGAGAGGGCCAGAGCCUGUCAUUGUGGAGGCCUAUGGUGGAGAUGGCCCUGGAGGUCCUUGUGACUCUACAUUGGCUGGAGACCUUCCAGAACAAGCAUCUUCUUCCACUGAGGUACCCACACCUCCUUGUGGAGGGUCCAGUGCUGAAGCCUACCUUCUGCACCCAGCUGCUUUUCACGGGGCUCCCAGUAGCCUUCCCACCAGGGCCUCUUCCUUCCCAGAGGCAGCAGAGCCAUUGUCUCGUCCUUCAUCCUACCAGGCACCCUUCCUAGAACUGUCUCCAGGGAAUGGGGUGUCUAGUCCUGGAUACCCCCCAGCUCCUCCAGCAUCAGCCUUUGCCCCUCACUUCCUCCAAGGAGGACCCUUUCCCCUUCCCUAUCCAGCCCCUGGGGGCUACCUGGAUGUUAGCAGCAAGCCCCUCUAUUAAGCCUGAGGGGGCACCCACCAACCUUUCCUCUGGAGCCCGGGAGACUCUGGGGCCAUCUCCCUCCCACACCAAAUGGCUGCUUUGGCUUCCUUCAUCUCAGCCAAGCCUACCCCCAACUCAGUUCACACUUCAGCUUUAGCUCACACCCCCCUCCUGCUUCAAAGCCUGUGGAGGUAGGCUUGGGGGGAGACCAGCUGCUCCAGCUUCCCCUUCCUGGGCUCUCACCUGGGUGUGAAUGGAGGGUGGGGGCUGGGCCAGCAGGAGCCUGGGCCUCACCAAAAGGACAGGUCAGGGGCCACCACCAGAAACUCAAGGGCAGCAGCCCGUGGGGAGUGCUCUGAGCCGUUUCCCCACUUGACACCACUGUUUGCACCAGUUUACAUCUAUAUCCCCUUACCUCCAUGCUGGGAUGCAGAGCAGACUAUCUUCACCCCCACUGCCAAAUGGACAGUAAUUAUUCUCUCAAAACACCUUUGGGCUCCAGCCUCCCCCUCCCCUAAAAUAAAACUUUCAAGUCAGCA